UCCUUAUUCAUUGUUUACGUGACGUGGUACGUUGAACGAUACGUUUACUGGUUGUUGCCGGUUGUGUUCAAGCAGAAUAAAGUUCAAAUUGUUUUGUUUAACUUGGUUAUCGUAAUUUUAUAAAAAAUAGUUGUGACAAUGUUGCAAUCUAUAUUCGACGAUGUGCGGCGAAUGAAUAAACGGCAGUUCCUGUAUCAGAUGUUAAGUUUUGGUAUGAUCGUUACAUCUGCUCUGAUGAUAUGGAAAGGCUUGAUGGUUGUAACAGGUAGUGAAAGUCCGAUCGUGGUCGUUCUCAGUGGUAGUAUGGAACCAGCUUUCCAUAGGGGAGAUUUGUUAUUUUUAACCAAUUACCAAGAUGAACCAGUCAGGGUAGGAGAAAUUGUUGUUUUUAAAGUUGAGGGUAGAGAUAUUCCAAUUGUACACAGAGUACUUAAACUACAUGAGAAGGGCGAUCAAAAUAAUACUGUUAAAUUUCUAACAAAGGGUGAUAAUAAUUCUGUUGACGAUAGAGGUUUAUAUGCAGCUGGUCAAUUAUGGCUGACACAUAAAGACGUUGUUGGCAGAGCAAGGGGUUUUUUGCCAUAUGUAGGAAUGGUUACAAUAUGUAUGAAUGAAUAUCCCAAAUUUAAAUAUGCAGUAUUAUCAGUUUUGGGAUUAUAUGUUUUGGUACACAGAGAAUAAGGGUAUUUCAUAUGGGAAGUUAUGAAAUAGACUAUCUGAACAUUUACAAAAAAAGUGCAUUGUAAAUUUAAAUCCUAAUUCAUAACUCAAAUACACAUGUGAAGCUAUGUACAAUGUGA
Molecule: messenger RNA, 800 nt
Organism: Bombus impatiens (common eastern bumble bee)
Lineage: Eukaryota; Metazoa; Arthropoda; Insecta; Hymenoptera; Apidae
Gene: twr
Product: signal peptidase complex catalytic subunit SEC11A
Exons: 4
Coding region: 139-681 (180 amino acids)
Cellular component (GO): membrane; signal peptidase complex
Molecular function (GO): serine-type endopeptidase activity
Source: RefSeq, a predicted model, not a curated record